GAGUGAGUAGACACCACUGUGGGAGGGGUUACACACUGAUAUGUAAUGCUCCAUACCGCAUUACUCGUUAGCAACAUUAGCCUCGUACCUCCAGUGCAGAACCUAAGAAGUGAACUAGACAUAUAACAAUUUAUACUGCAUAUAUGAUUAAACUGAACAAUUUAGGUUUUGAAGCAAAAUUAAGAACUGGUGUAGUAUAAAAUCAAUUUUUCCCUUUUUCCUCCAUCUCUUUCCUCAGAGGCUCCAUGCUGAUGGAUGAAGAGUGUGUGUCAGUCGCAGACCAGCCGGUGUUUAACAGCGUCUCAGAACAGCGUUCGGUGCUGCUGGUGUGUGAAGGUCAUGGUGAUCAGAUCCUCAGCGUUCUACGCGCGUUUCGUGAGAAAGGCAUGCUCUUUGACUUCCACAUUCAUGUUCAGGAUGAGAUCCUGCCGUGCCAUCGCUGUGUCCUCGCUGCUUGUAGUGACUUCUUCAAGGCCAUGUUCGAGGUAAACAUGCGAGAGUGUGAUGGUGGCUCGGUCACACUGAGUAAUCUCUCCCUGCAGGCUGUUCGCAGUUUUCUGGACUUUGCGUACUUGGGCCAGAUGGAAAUCAUGGAGGAAAACGUUGAUAUGCUUUUCCAGCUAGCAUCUUUUCUACAGGUGAGUGUGCUCUCCCAGGCCUGCAGUGAUUUUUUAAUCCAGACGCUUGACCACUCUAACUGUCUUCACCUAUUGGCCAUUGCUGAGGGAUACGGCUCGUCCUGCCUUCUGCACCAUGCUACUGAGUUUGUGAUGGCCAACUUCCAUGCACUUUCCUCUAGUCCAGACUUCCUGGAGAUGCCUGCAGGAAUUCUGCGGCACUGCCUAGUCUCAGAUUCACUCAAUGUGCCAGACGAAGAAUGUGCACUGCGAUCCCUGAUCCAGUGGACUCAACAUGACCUGCAAUUUCGGUGUAGUUUAUUUCCUGGGCUCCUCUCGCACAUCCGACUGCACCAUCUUGCCCCUGCCAAGCUGGAGGAAAUGGGCCAGUCUGAGGCACUGAUACUGAAGAGUGAUGAAUGUUACAGAGCAGUGAUGAAAGCAUUGGCACAAGUGACAGAGUUUAGUGGCCUUUUCCCUGACGCUCGUCCAUCCACAAUAUCCAGCUACAUCUAUGUGUACAAAACAGAGGAAAACGGUGAGACGCGUCACACAUUCUGCUAUGAUGUGGCAGCCAACCACUGGCACCAGCUGCCAAGCUCCGAGCUUGCUGACCUCCCUGGCUCAUCCAUUACCAGUUUUGGAGAGAAGCUGUUUGUCAUUGGAGGAUGCCGAGGCAAAUGUUGCAGGACGGUGAGACUUCACAUUGCCGAGACAGAGCAUGAGGCUACGAGGGAAGCAUGGUGCUACUGUCCUAUCACAGGAAAAUUUGUAGAAAUCCAGGCCAUGCAAAGUCCACGAACCAUGCAUGUCUCUGUCUCUGCCCUGAAUCACAUUUAUGUCAUUGGUGGUAAAACUCUUGGAAUGCAUGGCCUCCUAGAUGUGGAGUGCUAUGACCCACUAGGGUAUACAUGGAAGUCUGUGAGUCCAUUACCACGCCGGAUCUACUUCCCAGAGGCGGCAGUGUGUGGUACUAUCAUCUACACUCUAGGCUCUGAGCUGGAGACCUCUGAUGCUUUCAACCCAUCACUGGACUGUUUUUUCCGCUACGAUGCUGAAGCUAAUCAGUGGUGCCAGCUGGUAACUGAGUUUGGCCAGUUCUUUCAUGCCACACUUGUUAAAGCUGUGUCUAUUAAGAUGACACUCUACCUGUGUGAUCUGUCCACAUAUAAGGUGUACAGUUUCUGUCCAGAGACUCAUGUGUGGAAGAGUGAGGGCUCUUUUGAGUGUGCAGGCUUUAAUGCAGGUGCUGUAGGAGUGCAGGAAAAAAUCUACAUCCUGGGAGGGGAUUAUUCUCCUGACGAGAUCACAGAUGAGGUGCAGGUUUAUGACAGCAAGCAGAGCGAGUGGCAGGAGGUGGCGCCGAUGCCAUGUGCAUUAACUGAAUUUCACUGCCAGGUGAUCAGCUUUAACCACUACCGAGAUCCAUGGAGAUCUGAACCUGCUGAGAUGCAAUAAACACACAAACACACAAUAAGUGAUGCAGUUGCUCAGACACUCAUGUUCUUACAGGCACUAAACAACAAUGUACAUUUAUGUUUGCAAACACAUUUUUCCACACAGACCUGUAUGUGCAGUCUCACACUUAGACUAAAAUAAUAAUAUAAAAUGCUGUAGCCUUUAGCGGAAGUGCUAGCCAGAGAGUAAAAUGCUUGCUUUAAGACUCCAGUAAUUGCAGCCCAUUUUUGUGUGUGUGUGUAGUUG
Molecule: messenger RNA, 2321 nt
Organism: Ictalurus furcatus (blue catfish)
Lineage: Eukaryota; Metazoa; Chordata; Actinopteri; Siluriformes; Ictaluridae
Gene: kbtbd3
Product: kelch repeat and BTB (POZ) domain containing 3
Exons: 3
Coding region: 246-2075 (609 amino acids)
Molecular function (GO): protein binding
Source: RefSeq, a predicted model, not a curated record